AUGGAUCUCAAGCUCCCCGUUACGAAUGCUGUCGCAGCGGAGCGAGCAUACGAGAAGAAGCGUCGGGCGUUGCGUCUUGGCGGCUUGCCUCAACUUGUCUUGACUGUCGUACUUCUUGUCGCCGGUGCCAACAUCUUUGGCUCUUCACUCAACUUCGAUUCAACUCCUUCCGUACGCGUUCCUGUGCAUGCGCAAGAGAACUUGGCCAAAUGCAAAGCCCUCGCUGUCAAGCCGGGGCCUCCAGAGGGAUUCGAGUACCGCACGGUCUCGGACAGGUUCGUGCCUGGCACAAAGCCGGUGCUCAUCAGGAACGCUACGAUCUGGACGGGACACAAUGGCGGGAAUGAGAUUGUUCUCGGCGAUCUGCUCCUGGAGAAUGGCAUAAUCAAGGGGAUUGGCAAGAAGAUCGCCUUCGAUACACUGAAGAACGUCGACGUGUAUGAAGCCAAUGGCGCCUGGGUCACUCCGGGCAUUGUCGAUUUGCAUUCCCAUCUCGGCGUGGGUUCCGCGCCUUCAUUGUCGGGAGCGGGUGACACGAACUCGCGCAAAGCUCCCAUCUUGCCCUGGUUGCGAUCUCUCGAUGGUCUAAACACUCAUGAUGACGCGUACUUACUCUCCUUGUCCGGUGGUGUGACAACUGCGUUAGUCUUGCCUGGAUCUGCGAACAGCAUUGGCGGUCAAGCAUUCCCCAUCAAGUUACGCCCGACUGCUCAGAGGACGCCGACAUCUAUGCUGCUCGAGCUCCCUCUUGGUCUCACAAACGGCACUGGAUGGAGGCAGAUGAAGCACGCAUGCGGCGAGAACAUCCGUCGAGUCCACGAUCAGACGCGGAUGGACAAUCUCUGGGGUUUGCGUCAGGCUUACAACCAUGCUCGUCAGAUCAAAGAAAAACAAGACGCGUAUUGUGAAAAGGCAUUCGCCGGAGAAUGGAAUGGUUUGGGCGAAUUUCCUGAAGAUCUGCAGUGGGAAGCCCUGGUGGAUGUCCUGAGGAACAAGGUCAAGGUGCAGAACCAUUGUUACGAGACGGUCGAUCUCGACGAUAUGAUCCGUCUCACGCAAGAGUUCAAAUUCUCGAUUGCCGCCUUCCACCAUGCUCAUGAGACUUACCUUGUACCGGAUCGUCUCAAGGAGGCUUACGGACACCCUCCCGCCAUUGCCAUGUUCGCCACGAAUGCGCGAUACAAAAGGGAGUCAUAUCGCGGGAGCGAGUUCGCCCCGAAGGUCUUGGCCGAAGCGGGUUUGGACGUCGUGAUGAAGUCGGACCAUCCGGUAUUGAACUCUCGGCAUCUACUUUUCGAAGCUCAACAAGCACAUUAUUAUGGCUUACCGGCCAACCUGGCCAUCGCGUCUGUAACCGCGACGCCAGCUAGGAUAAUGGGGUAUGAUCAUCGGGUCGGGUUCCUCAAGGCAGGUCACGAUGCAGACGUCGUUGUAUGGGACUCGCAUCCUCUGGCGCUAGGCGCAACUCCUCGUCAAGUUUGGGUUGAUGGAAUCCCUCAAAUCAAGAAUGCUCACGGACACACGAAGCCACCUGCUUUCCAGAAUGUUCCCAAGACGCCGAAUUUCGACAAGGAAGCCAACCGAACCUUGGAGUAUGACGGUCUCCCUCCUCUGGAUGUCAACAAUGUUACAUCCGGAAGAGUGAUUUUCCGUAAUGUCAAGACACUCUACGGCCAGGACAAUGCCCGUGUCUCUCAGCUCAUGAAUUCCGCUGACGGUCAGACGGGUGUUGCGGUUUUGGAAGACGGGAAAUUAGUUUGCUAUAGUUCUGAAAACGAUUGCAACCAUUUCACGAGCCAGACUGCGACAAUUGUAGAUCUGGAAGGAGGUUCCCUUGCGCCAGGGCUGAUAUCUGUGGGUUCCCAAUUAGGCCUCGAGGAAAUCCGAGGAGAGCCGUCGACUCAGGAUGGCAAUGUCCAUGACCCUUUGAGCGGACCGGUUCCAAAGAUCGUCGGCGGAGACUACGCAGUUAUCAGAGCUGUGGAUGGCCUACAGUUUGCUACCAGAGAUGCCUUGUUGGCUUACCGUUCAGGGGUGACGGCGGCUGUGACGGCCCCUAAGAGCAACGGAUUCUUGAGAGGACUGAGUACCGUCCUUUCAACGCGAGCGGCGCAUGGGCUGGAGGCAGGAGCGAUAAUCCAAGAAGAGGCUGCUCUUCAUAUCGCGAUUGGCCACCGCAACUCAGGACCGAGCAUCAGUACCCAGAUCGCGACGCUUCGAAGGUUGCUGCAUGGUGAAGCCGAUGCAAGUCUUGCGAAGUUAUUCAGCGAGAUAGUGCAGGGCGAUCGCACCCUCGUCAUCGACGUUCAAAAUGCGGAUAUCAUGACGUCGCUUAUUUUACUCAAGCGAGAGGUCGAAGGCAAUACAGGAAAGAGGCUAAAAUUCACGUUUUCUGGCGCUCUGGAAGUCCACCUUCUGGCCAAAGACAUCGGGGAGGCAGACAUCGGUGUUUUGUUGAACCCAGUGCGACCGUUCCCUGGUACAUGGGAGUCGAGGAGGAUACUUCCGGGACCACCUUUGACCAAGCACUCGAGCCUGUCCCUGUUGUUGGAGCACAAUGUGACCGUUGCCCUCGGUGUCACUGAAUCGUGGGAGGCCCGGAACACUCGCCUUAACCUCGCAUGGGCUGCAUUAGAAUCUACCACCGAUUUAUCGAGGUCCGAAGCAUUGGCAUUGGCAACGACCAAUAUCGAAAAAUUGUUGGGUCUGAAGGCGACCUUGGGAGAGUUCGUUAUUACUCGAGGUGGUGAUCUGCUCGACAUGGACAGUCAGGUUGUCGCUGUGGCAUCAGCUCAGCAGAAUGCGGUAUAUUUCGUGUGA
Punctularia strigosozonata HHB-11173 SS5 is the source of this 2820-nucleotide messenger RNA. RefSeq names its product composite domain of metallo-dependent hydrolase. Bases 1 to 2820 code for a protein of 939 amino acids. Gene Ontology annotation, biological process: purine nucleobase catabolic process. Gene Ontology annotation, molecular function: allantoinase activity. The record is from RefSeq and is a predicted model, not a curated record. NCBI's taxonomy places the organism in Eukaryota, Fungi, Basidiomycota, Agaricomycetes, Corticiales, Punctulariaceae. The transcript has 20 exons. Gene Ontology annotation, cellular component: cytoplasm.